GCUAUCUGGGUGACUGCUGGCUAGUGUCCUCCUUCGCGGCCAUCGCCGAGUUUCCGGACCGCCUGCGAUCAUUGUUUAAGCAGACGACCCUUGCCGAGGAUGGAAGGUACGACGUGAGGCUGUACGAUCCACUUGCAGAAGAGUGGGUGGUGGUCACCAUUGAUGACCGCCUCCCCUUCUCAAAGAGGCCAGGCAGAUACGGGAACCUUUGCUUCGCCAAGCCCACGAAAGAGAACGAAUUCUGGACAUGUUUGCUGGAGAAGGCAGUCGCCAAAUUUGUGAAAUCCUACCACCGCCUGGAUGGUGGCUUUGAGUGCGUUGCGAUGGAGAUGCUGACAGGAAAGCCAUCCCUGUGUGUAGCUCUGGACACUGCAGCGAAUGGCACGCACAGGCCGUUCACUUAUGAAUGUGGCCGAGAACCCUUCACAGCUCGCCACGCCACAGUCCGCAUGCGGAUUGAAGCUUUUGAUGCGCAGUG
This is a messenger RNA of Symbiodinium pilosum, 478 nucleotides long. Lineage: Eukaryota; Dinophyceae; Suessiales; Symbiodiniaceae. The record is from the annotation of a GenBank genome assembly.